Myzus persicae (green peach aphid) is the source of this 1293-nucleotide messenger RNA. RefSeq names its product CD63 antigen-like. Bases 262 to 981 code for a protein of 239 amino acids. Gene Ontology annotation, cellular component: membrane. The transcript has 5 exons. NCBI's taxonomy places the organism in Eukaryota, Metazoa, Arthropoda, Insecta, Hemiptera, Aphididae. The record is from RefSeq and is a predicted model, not a curated record.
CGCCCGCCAGUAGUCGCUACAAAUAGUACUAGUAAAGUUUGCCGCUGUGCAUGUACGUGAUACCACGCUCUGAGCACGCAUUAAUUUUGUCGUCAUCGCAGUAGUUUAUUUUUUUAAAAUAUUGUUGUAAUUUAUAUAUUUUGUUUUAUUGUUGUAAGAUAGUAAUAAUAUCAUCGCCAGUGUUACACGCCCGGGCGUCGCAUCGUAUAAUUCUCGCUAGGAGAUAUUUCUGCUUUUUCUGUCACAUAAAGCCGCGUCGAAAUGGGUUUGGGCACUUCCACGAUCAAAUACAUUUUGUUUUUCUUCAACUUUGCGUUCGCACUUUCUGGUCUAGCACUGCUGGCUUUGGGUCUGUUUACCCGGUAUUAUUCGACUAAAACUGAAGAGCUGGCCAACAAAGCAUCAGGAGAUGCGGCUGGUCUGGCGGCUCUGGCAUUCAUCGUCAUUGGUGGAGCCGUGUUCGUUGUGUCAUUCUUCGGCUGUUGCGGAGCUAUCCGGGAGAGCCAUUGCAUGAUUACAAUGUACGCAAUGUUCCUGUUAGCGUUCUUCCUGUUGGAGGCGGCCACUGGAGUUUUCUUGUACGUAAACAGAGGACAAGUGGAAUCGAUCACUCGAAAAUCGUUGACCACAGUUUUUGAAGAUUACUCGAAUAAGUCGGAAUCACACGCUCUUGUCGACGAAAUACAACACGACUUCCGCUGUUGUGGUGUGGACGGACCGAACUAUUGGACCGAACGCAACGCUGCCGCUCUACCUCACACCUGUUGCCGAGAUGAUGGUGGCCAAGGGACGACGUGCUCGAAGGCCCAGGCGUGGCAGGACGGCUGUUUGCAAAAGUCUAUUGACUUGGUUAAGGACAAGUCAGGCAUGUUGUUCAAGAUCAUCAUGGGAAUCGCUGGUGGAGAGCUGAUCGGCAUCGUUUUCGCGUUAUGCCUGGCGAGUAGCAUACGGAACGAAGAACGUCGACAAGGAUACGCUUAACUUGAUAUUUCAGAGACACGAUAUACAUAAUUAUAUAAAAUAGUAUAACUUUUCGUCUCACGUUCUAUCGAGGAAAACUUAUUCCUUUUCUUAAUAUAUUUAUAAUAAUAAUAAUAUAUUAUAUCCCUGUUUGUUGUCCCUAUUCGAAACCAACCAACGAAACCAAAAUUAACUUCUAAAUUUUUUAAUUUUUCGUGUCACAUUAAUACAUUAUACACAAACACUCAUACACACAUACUCAUACAAACAUACGCAAACAAACGCACGCUGCCAUUCGCACAGCGACGCGACAAUAUUUUAUUUGUAAAAUAU